Molecule: messenger RNA, 2150 nt
Organism: Diaporthe batatas
Lineage: Eukaryota; Fungi; Ascomycota; Sordariomycetes; Diaporthales; Diaporthaceae
Product: uracil-DNA glycosylase
Exons: 2
Coding region: 546-1742 (398 amino acids)
Biological process (GO): base-excision repair; base-excision repair, AP site formation via deaminated base removal
Cellular component (GO): mitochondrion; nucleus
Molecular function (GO): uracil DNA N-glycosylase activity
Source: RefSeq, a predicted model, not a curated record
GACGGCAGUCCCAUUGUGUGCAUCUUAAAGCUGAGGCAGGAAACAUCAAACGUCCCCCUUCUUCCUCUCCUUGAUCCUGUCUCCCGUGUCCUCUCGCGCGUGUGCAAGCCUCGUCCUUGCUGCUCGUCUAUUUUCCGAUAUGUCAUGAUCUCGAUCCUGUCCUGACGUUGCUUUUCUACUUUGGUUUUCUGUUUAAAAUCCCUGGUCAAUUGGGCCUCUUUUCUUUCCUCCUCUCUCCCUCUCCCCUCCACCUUGGACUACUUCCCAGCCAGCCAGCCAGCCCACUUUGUGUGCAUAACGUCAAGAUUACUCGUCUCACUUCCCUCUCGAUACCCUCAGUCCCUUCUGACUGUAUUUUUCUUGCCUCCUGUUAUUUUUCUAGAUCUCAUCCUCGUCCCCAUCCUCACCUCCGUUCUCUCGCACGACCCCACCGUCGUCAACCCACACUCAAAUUCUCACCAACCCUCUCAAUUCCAAUCUCAACCUGGUGUCCUUCUUGUCGCACUCCAAGACCACCUUCAACCCACCCCUUCAAUCGGCCUGCCAUGUCAUCGGUCAAGCGGAAGGCUGUCGCCCAGGCCGUUGGAUCUGACCCGAAAAAGGCAAAGCAGAAUGGCAGCAUCACCUCAUUCUUUGGAGCCCCCAAGGCUGUGCCCGCUGGUGCGAAUGGUGGCUCUGCCUCCCGUACUGCUGCAGCAGCGCCUGAGCCUGUCGCCAAGUUUGACAAGGCUAAGUGGGUUGCUACCCUGACUGAGGAGCAGAAACAGCUACUGCAGCUCGAGAUCGAUACCCUGCACCCUAGCUGGUUGGCCCACUUAAAGGAUGAGAUCGUGACCAAGGAGUUCUUGGAUCUCAAACGCUUCCUUGACAGGGAGGCUGCGGCCAAAAAGAAGAUCUUUCCCCCGCGGGAGGACAUCUACUCCUGGUCCCGUCACACCCCCUUCAGCAACGUCAAGGUCGUGGUCGUUGGCCAAGACCCCUACCACAACGUGGGUCAGGCCCAUGGCCUGGCUUUCUCCGUCAGACCGCCCACCCCUGCGCCACCUUCUCUCAAGAACAUGUACACUUGUCUCAAGAACGACUACCCUUCUUUUGUGCCACCACCAAACCGUGGUGGCCUCCUUACCACCUGGGCUGACCGUGGUGUACUUCUGCUGAACACCUGUCUGACGGUGCGUGCUCACGAGGCAAACAGCCACGCCAACCGUGGCUGGGAGCGCUUCACCCAAAAAGUGAUUGAUCUCGUAGCGGCGCGGCGGACGUCCGGCGUGGUUUUCAUGGCCUGGGGCAACCCAGCUGGCAAGCGUGUGCAAAAGGUUGACAGAAAGCGGCACCUUGUUCUCCAAUCAGUGCACCCAAGCCCGCUGAGUGCAUCGAGGGGGUUUUUCACUUGUGGCCAUUUCAAGAAAGCCAAUGAGUGGCUAUCGACUAGAUAUGGAGAGGAUGGCGAGAUUGAUUGGAGUCUUGGCAAGCACGACACGCCGACCACGACGAAGGGACUCGCUGCCUUGGCGGCCAAGCAGGCAGACCUCGAUGAUGGUGUGGAUGAGGAUUGGGAGGCCGAGGCCGAAGCGGCCGCUGCCAUCGUCGACGCCGAAAGCAAGGCCAACGCCAUGGGCCCACCACCGACCCCGUCGCCCAAGAAGCAGGGCGAGGUUGGCCUCGAGACCCCGGAGGCGGAUGAGAAGACCAGGAAGGGUGGAUUGGGCAAAGAAAACGAGAACAUCGAAAUUCCGGCCUGACUAGCGGCGAGGCUGUUCUACAAACUCCAGUAGACCCAGACGAUCGGCUUCCUAAAACACCACGAUCAGGGUCUCGUAGGACAGCCUCACCUUACGCGACAUGCGCUCAGCAUCACGACCGACGCCACAACCACAUCACAACCACAUCACAACCACAUCACAAUCACACCACAGUCUGUUAUUUUUUGUAUGGCGUUUAAGGAUUGGAACGUCAACGCCGUCAGCGGGAUGGGGAUUUUGCAUUCGGAUAAUUGAUGAUUCGCAUGGUACUUUGGAUGAACUGUAAAUUGGAACCCUCACAUCCGGGGAAGCAUCAUGCUUGAAAGAUAUGACAGCAUACGUUGGGUGACAAGACCCUGACGACUUAUGUAACUGUAUGAAUAUACCGUCUUGCGUGGAUUGGCACCU